This is a messenger RNA of Loxodonta africana (African savanna elephant), 5683 nucleotides long. It is a transcript of the gene METTL16, whose product is annotated as methyltransferase 16, RNA N6-adenosine. Gene Ontology annotation, biological process: rRNA base methylation. The transcript is spliced from 10 exons. Lineage: Eukaryota; Metazoa; Chordata; Mammalia; Proboscidea; Elephantidae. The record is from RefSeq and is a predicted model, not a curated record. Gene Ontology annotation, cellular component: nucleus. Gene Ontology annotation, molecular function: 23S rRNA (adenine(1618)-N(6))-methyltransferase activity. Bases 523 to 2208 code for a protein of 561 amino acids.
CGGGCUGCGAGUUCACUUAGUCCUUGGAUCACCCAGUUUCUCAUUCUCUGGUUCUGGGCCCGUGAGGUGCGGAGUUGGUCUAAGAAAGGAGGUCUUAUGGGGGUUUGUGCUUGCGCGUAGGGAUGGGCGGGUGAAUGGCAGGAGUUGGCAAAUAGAGACUAGCACUGAAGUGGGAAGGACCCCCGAGGUUGAGGAGGUUUAGGGGAGAAGUACUCCCUUAAUAUUCCUUGGGAGCGAGGAUAGAGAGACUUCGUCCCGCUCGCUUUGUACAUGUUCUCCAGUCCCUGGGGAAGAACAUCAUGUUUGGUGAAGUAGAGGGUCAGCGAAAACGAGGAAGACCCUCAACGAGAUGAAUUGACACAGUAGCUGUAACGGUGGGCUCAAACAUGCAGCGAUUGUGAGGAUGGCGUUCUCUUGUGCAUGGAGGCGUCGCUGUGAGUGGAAAGUGACUCGAGGGCACCUAACAACGACAGCAGCUUCAGGAGAGAUCUGGAAGUGAGUCGGGAAGACAAACUGAGUGGGAUGGCUCUGAGUAAGUCAAUGCAUGCAAGAAAUAGAUACAAGGAUAAACCUCCUGACUUUGCGUAUCUGGCAUCCAAAUAUCCAGAUUUUAAGCAGCAUGUUCAGAUAAACCUGAAUGGAAGAGUGAGUCUUAAUUUUAAAGACCCUGAAGCAGUCAGAGCUCUGACUUGUACUCUCCUAAGGGAAGAUUUUGGACUUUCUAUUGAUAUCCCGUUAGAGAGGCUAAUUCCCACAGUUCCUUUGAGACUCAACUAUAUUCAUUGGGUAGAAGAUCUGAUUGGUCACCAGGACUCUGACAGAAGUACUCUCCGAAGAGGAAUUGAUAUAGGUACUGGGGCAUCCUGCAUCUAUCCUUUACUUGGAGCGACCUUAAAUGGCUGGUAUUUCCUUGCAACGGAAGUAGAUGAUAUAUGCUUCAACUAUGCAAAGAAAAAUGUGGAACAGAAUAAUUUAUCUGAUCUCAUAAAAGUGGUAAAAGUACCCCAGAAGACACUUCUGAUGGAUGCUCUUAAAGAAGAAUCUGAGAUAAUCUAUGAUUUUUGUAUGUGCAACCCUCCCUUUUUUGCCAACCAGUUGGAAGCCAAGGGAGUAAACUCUCGGAAUCCUCGAAGACCUCCACCUAGUUCUGUAAACACUGGCGGUAUCACAGAGAUCAUGGCAGAAGGAGGUGAAUUAGAGUUUGUCAAAAGGAUCAUCCAUGACAGUUUGCAACUUAAAAAAAGAUUACGGUGGUAUAGCUGUAUGCUGGGGAAGAAAUGCAGUCUGGCCCCUCUGAAGGAAGAGCUUCGCAUACAAGGGGUUCCUAAAGUCACCUACACUGAGUUCUGUCAAGGUCGGACAAUGAGAUGGGCUUUAGCAUGGAGUUUUUACGAUGAUGUAACAGUACCAUCGCCACCAAAUAAACGAAGAAAAUUGGAGAAGCCCAGAAAACCCAUCACAUUUGUAGUGUUGGCAUCUGUGAUGAAGGAACUGUCCCUCAAAGCGUCGUCUUUGGGCUCGGAGACAGUAGAAGGCAUAGUAGUUGUGACGACCUGGAUUGAAAAAAUUCUCACUGAUCUGAAGGUCCAGCAUAAGCGAGUUCCCUGUGGAAGGGAGGAAGUUAGCCUUUUCCUAACAGCCAUAGAAAACUCCUGGAUUCAUUUAAGGAGAAAGAAAAGAGAACGAGUGAGACAGUUGAGAGAAGUUCCCCGAGCUCCUGAGGACGUCAUCCAAGCCUUGGAAGAGAAAAAGUUUACUUCCAAAGAGUCUGGCAAUGGCCACAACUUGGCCCAGGGCCCCCAGGAGAGUACCUCAUACAGGCCAGCUGUACGGGAGGGCGAGCCUGUCACUGUCGAGGGCCACUGCCCAGAUGAGCAUUCCCUUUCCCAAGAAGAAAACCCGGAGACCAUGGAGGAUGAAAGGAGUGAGGGGCAGGGAGGGAUAGAGAUUCUGGAAAGUUGUAAAGCCUCUAGCAAUGGACCCCAGGACCAAGAGGUGUCUGAGCAGUUCAGCAAUGCGGUGGCUGAAAAAGGGAAACACCUGCAAGGAGCAGCUGGACAUUAUCUGUUUAAGUGUUUGAUAAACGUUAAGAAGGAGGCGGACGAUGCUUUAGUUGAAAUGCAUUGGGUUGAGGGCCAGAACAGGGAUUUGAUGAACCAGCUUUGUACCUAUAUACGUAACCAAAUUUUCAGGCUUGUUGCUAGUUAACUCCAGUCUUCUUGCCCAGUUGGGUAAAGUGUCUAUAAAAGAAGCUUGCCUUGGAGUGGCCAGUGGGGUUCCAGGAGGAAUUCCACCAUUGAUCCAUUAGUAACAUUAUACAGAAUACUCUUUAAAAACAGAAACAAAUUAAUCCAUUUUUAAAUCUACCCUCCCCUUCACCUUUUUUUUUUUUUUCAAGUUAUAGGGAAUUGUAUUACGGUAGCUCAGGAGAAAGAAUUGUGGUUAUAUAGGAAAUUUUAUUAUGGUAGCUCAGGAGAAAGAAUUGUGGUUGUCGGCAACAACAAAAAGCCGUCAGUAAACUCAUGAGGGAUUUGAACCAGACUUAAGCUGAUCAUCUCAGCGUGGCUGGUUCUCUGAGGCCAGAGGGACUGUUUUUGGGGUCUGGUCUGGGUCAGGGCUGCACAGAGCAUCACGUUGUCUCUCCCACCAAGGGUAGUUAGGCCCUGGUGCCCUCUUCUAGAGUCACCUUUCAGGACCAGCCCGACUCACUCUGGAUGCAUACCAUUAUCCCUGCCUCAGACCUGAGAAAGGAACUGGCUGGAUGGGAGGUGGGGGGAGAGAAACCUAAAGUGAUGCCAGGAGGAAGGCCCAAUGUGGGGAGCACCGGUGGAAAGUUACAUGGCUGACGGAUGUCUGCUUUAAUGGUGCUUAUUUCAGAAACAGAAUUAGGUAAGCAGAAUUCCCACAUGUGACCGAGAUGCAGCAGAAUGCGGCCAUACUCCUACCUCCAGCCAUUCUGUUGCUGUUUUACGGCUCUAUGAUUUUCAUUUGUUUUGACAUUAGAAGUGGACCUUUGUUUUGUUUUUAAAUAUAAGACCAUUCAGAACUGAAAAUCAUCAAUCCUAUUUGGAUCCUGGGGUUGGGGGGAUUUUUUUUUUUUCCCGGCUUUGGGUGGGUAAGAUAGAAAUAAGAAAUGGAGCCAGAGACAGUAUGUGCAGCAGUUAACUUUUCAAAGUCCCAUCUGUUGACAGAUAAAUUGUAGCUGACCAGAGACAGCUUUUUGUAGGUUCAAGUAUGAUCCUGCUAGUGCUGGAGAUUUCUGAGGCCAGAGUAACUGUGUUUUUAAAACAUGUUUCUAAUUGGAAUGCCCAGGGCUCAGCAGGAAUGCCUCUGGAAAAGGAGUCUCAUUUUUUUGUUCUUUUGGUAUCUCAGUUACCCUCUGCUGUGUUUAACUUUCACAGCCUGAUUUUACACAGCAGCCUAGGGUUCUGUUUAGACUAAAAUCUUUGAGUAUGGUGCCAGAGUUCCUUGCCACCUACCAAGUAGACUCAGGCUGAGAAGUUAAGCCACCCUUUUGAGAGGUGGAUAUUGGUAGGACAGAAAGCUGAUGACCUUGGCGUAUCUUGGCAGCAGUAGAUCAGGCCCUCAGCAAAGAUACAGGAAAUGAAACUAGGACUAUAGUAUGCCUCCCUGUGGUAGUGGAGACAGAGCUGUGGAAGAGAACAUAUUAACCCAGCCCAUGGACCUCUAGAGAAUCCAUAAACUUCCUGGAAUUAUUUCUAAAAGCUCUGUGAGCAUGUGUUCCCCCCAUCCCCCGUCCCUGUCCCCCCCCCCUUCCGAGAGGGUCCCUGAUUUAUAGACAAGAGUCAGUAACCUACUGAGGAUUAAGAACCAUUAUUCUAGUUCAGCCCUUCAUUUGACAGGAUAAGGAGACGAAUGCCCAGGAUCCCACAGAGCCAAGAUUUAAUUCAGGCCUCUUGUCUAGUAAUUUUCUGCCAUCCCCACCCAAUACCACACCACUGACCUUACCUCUGAUGACGAUCACAUUUGAAUAAGCAGCCACCCAAACCUAGUUUUCUUGAUAUAAUUUUAAGAUAAAGUGGCAACUAUUCAUUCAAAAAGUAAUCAAUAAGUAUUAUUUUUGUUUAUUUCAUUAUAAAAGAGUAUCACAUGUUCAUUAAAGAAGACUUUGAAAAAUGAAAAGUAGAAAACAACAAAAUCACCCCUGGCCUCGGCCUUCUCUAACACAACCAAUAUUGGUAUUUUAGCGUGUUUCCUGCCAUUUCUCUUUCUAAAGAUGGGAUUGUGUGAGUGUAAGUAUUUUUCCAUGUGGUAACAGUGUAUUUAUUUACACUCCUUGCCUUGUUCAAAAUGAAUUUCAGGCACAGUGUUGGCCUUUAAGUCUACCUCUUAGGGAUUCACAGAGAAUACUCUGUAUCUAGAGGCACAGAAGGUGGGUCUGUGUCUCUGGGUGCUUCAGAACCCCAGAUUUAAGGCGUGGUGUCAGAGAGGAGGCUUUAUGGGUGUUCAGCUAAUCCUCUGAGAGUUAAAAAAAAACUGGCAAGGAGAGCUUCCGGAGUAUUGUUUAAGUACUAGAGCUCUGAGCGCCUUCUUCACUUUGGGAUGUCUUCACUUUGUUCUCUGAGAGGAGCAUGUGUUUCUUACUGCAGACUGUCUAAUAACAGGACAUGGAAAACUCUUGUAGAAGACUUUUAAAAAUUGCAUUGGUUGUGCAUAUACUUUAUAGUUGAGUGAUAGCAUAUACUUUAUUAUUGGAGAAAAGGAACUUUAUUGGCCCACCUGCCAUUAUGUUGGGUGAUACUUUGCUUAAGUGUCUGGAGGUCAAGUUCAUCUUCGUGGAUUGGUAUGAAAUUAAAUCUUUUUGGUAUUAUCUUAAAUUCUGUUCUGGUCCCUGGCACUGGCCUCUGAUCUCCUGAUACCUAAAGUAGGAACAGAGACAGAGCUUGUUUUCCGCGGAGGCUACAGCUGUUUUUGUUCUUUGGAAUGUGCUAUGCUUCCAACAGUUUGGUUCCUUCACCCCACGUCCUUGCCGAGUGGUCAACACACCAGAGCGUUGCUGCACAUCCUAGCAGGACUGUCAUCUGUGUGGAAGUGCCAGUUAACCUUAAGGAUUCUUGUUGAUUAUUUAAAACUUUAUGCAUUUUUUAAAUAUAUAUUUUUAAAAUUUACACUAAAUAUAUACAAAGCUUACCGUGAACGCUCUAACUUCUAAGCUCUGACAAUACAAGGAAAACUUCAAGUUGUGGAAAAGAUGAAGAAGGCUGUGGAGAAUCCAGGUCCUCUUAAGAGAAAACCAAAACCAAACCAAACCCACUGCCGUGGAGUCAAUUCUGAUUCACAGCGACCCUAUAGGACAGAGUAGAACUGUCCCGUAGAGUUUCCAAGGAGCGCCUGGUGCAUUCAAACUGCUGACCUUGCUUAGCAGCCAUAGCACCUAAUCACUAUGCCACCAGGGUGUCCCUUAAGAGAAGAGAGUGAAUAAUUCUUGACUAGCCUUCUACCCAGCAUCUUACUUAAAACACAACAUUUUUCUCUCUAGCCACACGGGGGCAUCUUUGGCCUUUUUAUCAGGCACCUUAAGUUCCUCUGUGGGAAUUGAUAAAACUAUGUCCAUGGUAUUUUCUUGAACUAUCCAGUUGCUACCCAGAUAAGUAUUUUUAUGUAAACAAGUAUAUUUUCACAUAAAGAAAAUUUGAAAAAUAAAAGUAGAAUUUAAAAAACA